AUACACUUAUGGCAGAAAACAUUCUCACGUUGUCGGCAUGCAUGUGCGAGUGUCGUGAAUCAUGUAUUGGAAGUUAAGCCUCUGAUUAUAUUCACUUUCUUGGGCUUUGUAUUAUGAUUUAGCUCUCCAAAGUUAUCAGACUGGUGUCAACAAUGAAGUUCGCAUACAGGUUUUCCAAUUUGCUGGGUGCCGUGUAUCGUCGUGGAAAUUUGAGUUUCUCCAAGGAUGGUGACUCCGUGAUCAGCCCCGUCGGUAACCGUAUAUCCGUCUUCGAUUUGAAAAAUAAUAAAUCUGAGACUCUGCCUGUCUCCACGACGAAAAACAUCACCUGCGUGGGCCUCUCUCCCGAUGGCAACUUGGCAAUUCUGGUUGACGAAGAUGGUGCAGCUGUGUUGGUCAGCCUAGUGACACGGGCAGUGCUCCAUCACUUCCAUUUCCAUAAACCAGUCAGCAGUGUGCGCUUCUCUCCUGAUGGCAGGAAGUUUAUUGUGACGAAGGACAAUGUGGCUUUGAUGUACCACGCCCCAGGAAGAAAGAGGGAGUUCAAUGCCUUCGCUUUGGAUAAGAGCUACUACGGCCCCUACGACGAAACCACCUGCAUCGACUGGACUGAUGACUCCAAGUGCUUUGUGGUGGGCAGCAAAGACAUGACUACCUGGGUGUUUGGAGCGGAGAGGUGGGCUAACCUGGUGUACUACUGCUUGGGUGGACACAAGGAUGUGAUCGUAGGCUGCUUCUUUGAGCAGGACAGUCUGGACCUCUACACAGUGAGCCAAGACGGGACCCUGUGUGUGUGGGAGUGUGACACUGAACUCGAAGGUCUGCUGACUCGGGCUCCCAGGAGGCAGGUUGGGCCUCAGGAGAAGGUGAAGGAGGUGGAGGAGCAAGAGGAAGUAGAGGAGAGGGAAGAACGCGAGGAUGGGGAGCCCCGGGGCGAGGUCAUCCGGGGGAAGGCAGACGAACCCAAGCAGAAGGAGGGCUCCAAGAUGGUCCGAUACAAACGGCUGGGCAAGCACUUCUUCAACAAAGAGGGUGACUUCAACAACCUGACGGCUGCAGCGUUCCACAAGAAGUCGCACCUCCUGGUGACGGGCUUUGCUUCUGGAAUAUUCCACCUGCAUGAGCUGCCCGAGUUCAACCUCAUCCAUUCGCUCAGCAUUUCUGACCAGCGAAUCUCCUCCAUAUGUAUCAACAGCCCUGGGGACUGGAUAGGAUUUGGCUGCUCAGGUCUGGGCCAGCUGCUUGUGUGGGAGUGGCAGAGCGAGUCCUAUGUCUUCAAGCAGCAGGGGCAUUUCAACAACAUGGCCACCUUGUCCUACUCCCCCGACGGACAGUACAUUGCCACCGGAGGGGAUGAUGGGAAGUUGAAGGUGUGGAACACCAGCAGUGGCCUGUGCUUCGUCACCUUCACCGAGCACAGCAGCAGCGUCACCGGAAUCUCCUUCACCUCCCGCGGCUUCGUCAUCGUCAGCGCCUCGCUGGACGGCACCGUCAGGGCCUUCGACCUGCACCGGUACCGAAACUUCCGCACCUUCACCUCGCCCCGCCCGGCACAGUUCUCCUGCCUGGCAGUGGAUGGCAGCGGAGAGCUGGUGUGCGCGGGGGCACAGGACUCCUUCCAGGUCUUCCUUUGGUCCCUGCAGACCGGCCGUCUGCUGGAGGUGCUGGCGGGUCACGAGGGCCCGGUGAGCUGUCUGAGUUUCAGCCCGGUGCGCUCGGUUCUGGCCAGCACCUCCUGGGACCGCACCGUCAGGCUGUGGGACAUGCUGGACAGCUGGCAGACCAAGGAGAUUCUGCGGCUCACGUCCGAUGGCCUAGCAGUGACGUAUCGGCCAGACGGUGAGGAGUUGGCUGUGGCCACUCUGGAUGGGGAGAUCUCCUUCUGGAACCCCUACACUGCCUCUCAAAACGGCUCCAUCGUCGGACGCCACGACCUGCAGAUGGGCCGCAAGGAAACGGACAAGAUCACCGCCAAGCAGGCGUCCAAGGGCAAGUCCUUCACCUCGUUGUGCUACUCCGCGGAUGGAGAGUGCAUGCUGGCAGGCGGUCAGUCCAAGUUUGUCUGCAUCUAUAACAUCGCCGAGCAGAUCCUCAUGAAGAAGUUUGAGAUCUCCUGCAACCUGUCGCUGGAUGCUAUGGAGGAGUACCUGGACCGGAGGAAGAUGACCGAGUUCGGGAGCCUGGCUCUGGUGGAUGAGGGGGUGGGGGACGGGGACACCGUGGCUCUCAGUCUGCCUGGAGUCAGGAGAGGAGACAUGAGCUCGCGACACUUUAAGCCGGAGAUUCGGGUCAGCUCCCUCUCCUUCUCCCCCACCGGGCGCAGUUGGGCAGCCAGCUCGACGGAGGGUCUGCUGGUGUACUCUCUGGACGGGGCGCUGGUGUUCGACCCCUUCGAUCUGGACCUGGACGUCACGCCCGGCAGCGUUCGACGGCAGCUGAGGCGGGCGGAGUGGGCGGCCGCCAUCGUGCUAGCCUUCCGCCUCAACGAGAACGCCCUCACCAGGGAGGUGCUGGAGGCCAUCCCGCACGACCAGAUCUCGGUGGUGUGCAGCUCUCUACCUGAUAUUUACGUUGAGAAGCUGCUGCAUUUUCUGGGGUCUGCUCUGGAAAGUUCCGGACACCUGCAGUUCUACCUCACCUGGGCUCAGCAGCUCCUGACUCUACACGGACAGAAACUGAAGAACAGGUCAGGAGCAAUACUGCCCACCAUUCAGUCGCUGCAGAAGAGCAUUCAAAGACACUUUGAGGAUCUCUCCAAACUUUGUGACUGGAACAUCUACAGCAUCCAGUACGCUGGGGCCCUGUCCCGUCAGAAGGGGAUGAAGAGGCCAGCGGCUGACUCCCUCAGUGAGGAGGAAGAGGAUGAGGAAGAGGACACUGCGUCCAUGGAGGAGGCCGACAUGGUCAUUUGAACAGAACUCUGGGUCCACAGAGCUCGUCUGGCCUGUUGCAUUCUGGGACUGGUAAAUCUCUGAAGGUUUACCUUUGAACAAACUGUAAGGAUGGGAACACAGGACUGUGAAAAGAUCCACAGCAUUCAGCCUGCUCUUCCCUGGAUUGAAACAGACCUGUUUAAGUCAGACAUUAUUUUAAACGUCUCAGUCGUUUUUGUGCUUUUUUAGUAAAAAUAAAUAAGUAAUUGGAAUUCCAUUUAAGCAGCUGGUCACCAGUCAGCAACAGGGAGCAUAAACUGUUUAAGCUGAUAAAUUGUCCAUUGAAGUUCAAAUUGAUCACCGAAGAGACAUAACAUGAGUACAUGACGUGUUUCACUUGAAACAAUUGAGUGAUGAUCCAUGAGUAAAAAACAGAAUUUAAUUCCUUUGAAAGAUAUUUCAAGUGGUUAAUGUGAAAAACAGAAUCCGAUUAUAAUAACAGACAUUUCCAUCGCUGGAUUUCUAAAUCCUGGAGAACACAUAUUACAACAAACAAAAUGAAAAAUUUUGGACAGUGCUAAAGAAAUACUGUAUGACAAUACAGUACUAGACUUGUGGAGUCUGAGUGGUUUUGGACUGACCACGCACAAUAAACAGCAACAGCAAUUGCA
Conger conger (European conger) is the source of this 3544-nucleotide messenger RNA. It is a transcript of the gene pwp2h, whose product is annotated as PWP2 small subunit processome component. The record is from RefSeq and is a predicted model, not a curated record. Gene Ontology annotation, molecular function: protein binding. Gene Ontology annotation, biological process: maturation of SSU-rRNA from tricistronic rRNA transcript (SSU-rRNA, 5.8S rRNA, LSU-rRNA); ribosomal small subunit assembly. Lineage: Eukaryota; Metazoa; Chordata; Actinopteri; Anguilliformes; Congridae. Bases 153 to 2912 code for a protein of 919 amino acids. The transcript is spliced from 21 exons. Gene Ontology annotation, cellular component: small-subunit processome; Pwp2p-containing subcomplex of 90S preribosome.